Messenger RNA from Numida meleagris (helmeted guineafowl), 2702 nucleotides. RefSeq names its product dimethylaniline monooxygenase [N-oxide-forming] 5-like. Gene Ontology annotation, molecular function: N,N-dimethylaniline monooxygenase activity; flavin adenine dinucleotide binding; NADP binding. The record is from RefSeq and is a predicted model, not a curated record. Lineage: Eukaryota; Metazoa; Chordata; Aves; Galliformes; Numididae. The transcript is spliced from 6 exons. Bases 1390 to 2553 code for a protein of 387 amino acids.
GGGAUCACACCAGCACAGAUCAGUCCCAUCCCUGUAACCCACACGCAGCCCCUCAGAGGACAUGCGCUUGGGACCUGGAGUGGUGCUGACUGUUCCAGGCUGCCACGCACCAAGGCUAGCACUCAUGCCUGGAGCAUGCCCUCUCUCUUGUUUUCCACACAGUGACUUGCCAAAAUUUGGAGCGUGGCCACAUCUCAGCCCCCGCACCCAGGAAGUUCCUGGGGCAGGCUUCAGCAUCAUUACACGCUUAUAGAAAAUAAUGAGCCCUUUGCGGAGGGCGGGAGGGAGGUGUGGCAUGGCGGUGCAGGAACCUGUAGAUCAUGUCUAGAUGAAACAUCUCGUGAUGCCCCAGCUGACCUCAGCCAUCCACGCCGAGAAACACAGGGACACCCAGCACAGCCGAGCGGCACCAAACACGUCCCUCCUGUGCCACCCACCAGGCUCGGUGUCCUCCUGUGUGCCCAGCGGCACAGCCUCCCCUGCCACCACCGCUAUCACUACUGCCAGACAUGGCUGCCCAGAGAGUAGCCAUCAUUGGUGCCGGCGCCUCCGGCUUGUGCGCCCUGAAAUGCUGCCUGGAUGAGGGGCUGGUCCCUACCUGCUUCGAGAGGAGUGGGGACAUCGGGGGGCUGUGGCGGUUCGAGGUAAGCCCCAUGCUUUACCAAGUUGCCCUAGGCAGCAGCAGACAGGAUUGCUUACUGGCAGCUAAUGAAGAACCGCUGGGAUAUCCCCUUGGUGCAGACUGGGACGCUGGCAGCACAGGAUUGAUCCUGCCCAAUGAGCCACUGCUGGGGUCAGUUGUCACCCCAGGGCUUGCUUUCCUGCCUUAGGCUGCAUGUUUCCCAUCCCUCCCUUCCCAGCCCGUCCUGCUCCCACCCAUCCCUUCCGCUGGUCCCACGUGCUCCCCCCCAGCUGUCCCACUGCUGCUGGCAUUACUUUCUUACCUUUCCUGAUCCAUUCUUUCUCUGGAAGUCCUGGCUGCUCCUCAUCUUGCUCCUGUGCCUCUCCUACCUCCCACGCACAGGCACAGGGUGCUACCUUUGUUCUCCUUGCCAAGGGAAAGCCCCAGAGCUUGUUUCUGCCCCCACCAAGUGAUGCCACUGUCUUUUCUUCCCAAGACCAUGCAAACCUUGCAUGUUCCGUUGCUCUGUCCAGCCUUGCUGUGAGCAGGACAGCCUGGGAAAUGCUACACAGUGCUGGCACGGGGUUUGGGGCUGCUUGGCCAACAUGAUGCUGGUUUUGCCCAACAGUGGAGCAGAGCUAAUGCAUGGGAGACAGAGGUUGAGCUGCUGAUGCAGAUAUCAGGAUCUGGGCUGAGCUGAUACCAUGGCUGCCUCAGUCCUGUGACCAGCGGGGCAGUGGUAGCACAGGUGGGUUUGGGACUGCCACAUGUUCCCCUGGCCAGCACUGAGCUGUGCCCCAUGCUCACAGGAGCAGCCCGAGGAGGGCCGCGCCAGCAUCUAUCGCUCUGUCAUCAUCAACACUUCCAAGGAGAUGAUGUGCUUCAGUGACUUCCCCAUCCCCGAUGACUUCCCCAACUACAUGCACCACUCCAAGAUCAUGGAGUACUUCCGCAUGUACGCCCGGCACUUCGACCUGCUCCGACACAUCCGCUUCAGGACCAGUGUGUGCCGUGUGACCAAGCGCCCCGACUUCGCCGCCACGGGCUGCUGGGAGGUGGAGACCGAGAGCGAGGGCAAGCAGGAGUCAGCCAUCUUCGACGCCGUGUUGGUGUGCACUGGGCACCACACCGAUGCACACCUCCCACUGCACGCCUUCCCUGGACUGGACAAGUUUGAAGGCUGGUACCUGCACAGCCGUGACUACAAGAGCCCACAGACCUUUGCAGAGAAGCGGGUCAUCGUGAUCGGCACCGGGAACUCGGGCAUCGACAUUGCGGUGGAGCUGAGCCACAUAGCCAAGCAGGUCUUCCUCAGCACCAAGCGUGGGACAUGGGUGAUGCACCGGGUGGCAGAAGGUGGGUAUCCCUUUGACUUCUCCUACCUCAGCCGCUUCACUCAGCUCCUCCAAAGCCUGCUGCCCCUCUCUGUGAGCAACUUCAUGCUGGAGAGGAAACUCAACAUGCGCUUUGACCAUGCUCUCUAUGGCCUGAAGCCAAAACACCGGGUCUUCAACCAGCACCUGACCAUCAACGACGACCUGCCCAACCGCAUCAUUUCAGGCAGGGUGCGGGUGAAGCCGAACAUCAAGCAGUUCACAGAGACAUCUGCCAUCUUUGAGGAUGGCACUAAGGAAGACAUCGAUGCUGUGGUCUUUGCCACAGGGUACAGCUUCUCCUUCCCCUUCCUUGAGGAUUCCGUGAAGGUGGUAGAGAAUCAGGUCCCCCUCUACAAGUUCAUGUUCCCUGUUGACCUGGAGAAGCCGACGCUGGCUUUCAUUGGCUACAUCCAGCCUCUGGGAGCCAUCAUGCCCAUCUCAGAGAUGCAGAGUCGCUGGGCCACCCGUGUCUUUAAGGGUCUGCACAAGCUGCCACCAACCAGCACCAUGCUGGCUGAUGUCACACAAACCAAAGAGAAAAUAGCCAAGCGGUAAGGACCCUGAGGGGCAGCAGCCCUGCCACCAUCCCCUCGAUGCACACGCACCUAACCACCUCACUGUCCCUGCCCACAGGUACGUGGCCAGCCGGCGGCACACCAUCCAGGUGGACUACAUUCCCUACAUGGACGAGCUCGCCUGCCAGC